This is a messenger RNA of Xenopus laevis (African clawed frog), 2909 nucleotides long. It is a transcript of the gene mysm1.L, whose product is annotated as Myb like, SWIRM and MPN domains 1 L homeolog. The coding region runs from base 204 to 2735 and encodes 843 amino acids. The record is from RefSeq and is a predicted model, not a curated record. The transcript is spliced from 22 exons. Gene Ontology annotation, biological process: DNA-templated transcription; regulation of DNA-templated transcription. Gene Ontology annotation, molecular function: peptidase activity; DNA binding. Gene Ontology annotation, cellular component: nucleus. Lineage: Eukaryota; Metazoa; Chordata; Amphibia; Anura; Pipidae.
GCGCGCGUCUCCAACAUGACGCUAGGGACGAUGACGUUGCGGAGGGCGGAGACUCCUGCUCCGGUAGUGGAGGACUUCUCCAAAUCGCAGCUAUGAUAGGGAACCGGAGGAGAUGCGCGGUAUAUGAAUUUACAUAUAAGGCCUGGAGAACAAGGAUGGACUAUACUUCCUAAGGGUCAGCCCCGAACUCCGCCCCAAGCAUCAUGGCCGAGGAAGCAGCCGAUGUUGAUAUUGAUAUAGAGGGAGAUAUAAAUGAAUCCAGCAAGAGUAUUUAUGACAGCCUUAAUACUGGAUUUGCUCCCGAGCACUACAUUGAAUCUGCGUGGCAAAAUGAAGAAGGCCUUGCUCCAUGGGCAUUGGACAGUUCAAUCAGCGAAGAAAACAGAGAAGCAAUUAAGAAAAUGUUGCUUGAGGAAGAAUAUUAUCUAUCUAACAAGCCACUAGCAGUAAAGUUUUGGUCAGAUUCACAAGAAGGAGAGAAGCAAUGUAUCAAAAGUAGUCCCCAAAAGAAAAUCCCUAAAGUAACGGUACGAUCCCCUGCUAAGGCUAGCAGUAGCCCAGUGAAAUGGACUAAAGAAGAAAAAAAUCUCUUUGAGCAGGGACUGGCUACAUUUGGCAGGAGAUGGACAAGUAUUGCAAGGCUGAUUGGGAGUCGAAGUGUAUUACAAGUAAAAAACUAUGCAAGGCACUAUUUUAAAAAUAAGUGCAAGCUAGAGGGUUUUGUCAAAGAGGAGGCAAAGAUUGGAAGUCUUCAGAUACCUAAUCUCCAGGACUAUGAAAAUGAACCUGACAUAACAGAUGAACCCACAACAUUCCGAGGACGAGCCGACCCAAACCUAAAUGCUAUCAAGAUUGAAAAGCUGUCUGAUGAUGAAGAGAUAGACAUAACAGAUGAGGUGGAUGAACUGCUCAGUAAUAAGACAAAUCUUGAUACUAUCAUAAUUGCUAAAACAGAUAAAGUUAAAGAGACUAAAGUAGAAACAGAGGUACAACAAAAAAGUCAUAGCACAACAGAACAUUCCCAGACUGAUAUUCCCAAACUUGUGCUGCAACAAACAGAAACUGAAUGCUUGGAUUCUGUAAAUCCAUUAACUUGUAUAACCUCCCCAAAAUGGACAUUGUCGCCUCAGCAAUGCGAAGAGGAUGAUUAUGAUCAACCAGAUGUACAAGAUUGUUUACAAGAGAAAUGCCUCUCUCCUCAUGCAGAAGAUCUAACUGUAUUGUGUGAGAAUGAAAAUGAUUCUCAGGAUGAAGAUGAUGAGAUAAAGCCACCAGACCAAGAGCUAGAAAUAGACAGAAAUUUCAUUCUAGAUGAAGAAAAACAAGCAAUCCCAGAGUUUUUUGAAGGUAGACAAGCAAAAACUCCAGAUCGUUAUUUGAGGAUCCGUAAUUACAUUUUGGAUCAAUGGGAAAACUGUAAACCCAAAUAUUUGAAUAAAACCUCAGUUCGCCCGGGUUUAAAGAACUGCGGUGACGUGAACUGCAUUGGACGCAUACACACUUACUUGGAAUUAAUUGGUGCAAUUAACUUUGGAUGUGAGCAAGCUAUCUAUAAUAGACCUCGACCAGUAGAUAAAACAAAGUGCAAGGAAGGAAAAGACACUUUGGAAGCAUACAAAUUAGCACACCGUCUGCAGUCUAUGCGCACCAGAAAGAGGCGUGUCAGAGAUCCCUGGGGAAACUGGUGUGAUGCAAAAGAUCUCGAGGGACAGACGUAUGAGCAUCUCUCAGCAGAAGAACUAGCUAGAAGACAUGAGGAUAAAAUCAAAUCUUAUAAAUAUUCCAAAGGAACAAGACAAGUCAGGAGCUCAUUUGAUCCCUUCCAGUUGAUCCCUUGCUCUGCAUUCAGUGAAGAAAAAAAGGCACCAUUUCAAGUAAAAGUAUCAUGUGAAGCUAUGCUAGUAUUAGACCUGCAUGCACAUGUCUCCAUGGCUGAAGUGAUUGGCUUAUUAGGUGGAAGAUAUACAGAGUCUGAAAGUGUCGUAGAAAUCUGUGCAGUAGAGCCAUGCAACAGCCUCAGCACUGGACUGCAAUGUGAGAUGGACCCUGUCUCACAGACACAAGCAUCAGAGGCACUGGCAUCCAGAGGCUACAGUGUAAUUGGAUGGUACCAUUCACAUCCUGCUUUUGAUCCAAAUCCCUCUAUUCGAGAUAUUGACACUCAGGCAAAAUACCAGAAUUAUUUUUCUCGUGGUGGAGCAAAAUUCUUGGGAAUGAUAAUAAGUCCUUAUAAUCGAAGAAAUCCUCAUCCUCAGUCCCAGGUGGCCUGUCUGAUUAUUAGUGAUGAGCUGAGCAACGAUGGGUCUUACAGAAUACCUUACAAGUUUGAAAUUGAAUACAUGCAAGGAGAGCCACAGUGGGAGCUGGUGUUUGCGAAGACAAGAUGGAUAAUAGAGAAGUACCGAUCAUCUCACAGGGGAAGUAAUCCACAGGGCACAACUCAGCUGGCAACCUUAUAUUGUAGUGUUUCAAUGGAUAAAAGAUUUCGUCAUGAUAGUGAGCUGACUUGUUUACAGAAGCUUUUGAUGUGUAUGAAGAAGACUUUAGGGAACACGGCCUGUCCUCUUAUAACAGAAGAAUUUCUACAUCGUAUAGAGGAAUACUUUCGAACUAGUUACAAAAAAGAAAGCAAUUAUCAGAUUGAAGACAACGAUCCCUGUAAACAACAUUCUGAUACCACAUUUACAAUGGACAGUUUCCAAGAUUACGAACCAAAUGGACGACCGUCUCUUUAGAGUUCCUUUGACUUCAGAAACCCUAAUAUAUUGGUUUGUGAAAAACACAGAAAUGUGCUUUUAGAAAAUAAAAUGCAGAUUAACAUCAAUAGUAAAUCUGUCCCCGCAUUCUGUGAUUCUUUUGCCACUCUGUCAAUUUUGAACUUGUGCUAUUAAAAAGCAGGUUUUAGCAUA